This is a messenger RNA of Aphanomyces astaci, 2280 nucleotides long. RefSeq lists its product as hypothetical. The transcript is spliced from 17 exons. The coding region runs from base 1 to 2280 and encodes 759 amino acids. NCBI's taxonomy places the organism in Eukaryota, Oomycota, Saprolegniomycetes, Saprolegniales, Verrucalvaceae. The record is from RefSeq and is a predicted model, not a curated record.
AUGACCAUCGUGCGCAUUCUCGUCUAUGGAAUUAUCGCUGGUUGUGUCGACUUGGCAGAAUCCAAGUGCCCGACCCACUAUGCGCCGUACAAGGCGGUAGUGACGGUGUCCAAGUGCACGUCCAAGGAUGUUGCGUUUUGCAUCGUGGACGGUCAAUACAAGCAACUCCCGCUGGCUGCCACCGAUACGUUUUCGUUUAAUGGCCAAAAUGUGCGCGUGGGCCAGCCUUUUGACGGAUUGGUCGCGGAAUUGCCAGCCGCUGCCGUCUCCGCCGACUUUACGUAUGCGUCGGUGGAUGUGGGCGAUUUGUCGGCGAACACCAAGUUAAAAUCGCUGUCGUUUUACCGCACAAACCGUGCCAACCUAACCAGCGCUAAGCUGCCACCAUCCCUCACGACACUGAUCUUGACCAGCUCGGUGGGACUGACGCAACUGCCAUCGAACGUCGACUACUCGAAGCUCAUGACGUUUGCUGCCGGGAACGAGCUCACGCGAGUGGACAACUUGAACGUGCCCAACGUGCAAGAUCUGUCGUUUACUGCCAACUCAAGAUUGACUACUAUCACCAACUUGAAAGUCACGUCCAAGCUAUCCACCUUCCAGCGCAUUCACUUUUUGAGCGGUACUGACUGCAAGGCCUGCCCUUUGACCAUAUUCACCGUGGACGAGACGUCGUAUGCUACGCUCGCUGCACUGUCACCUGCGAACUUUCUUGUGAAAUCGUUGGAUGUGUCUGCCACGUGCAAGGCGCCAGGUGUCGUUAAACCCCUUCAAGCUAGAUACACAGUGUGUGUACAAGCUCCUCCUAUGACGACUGCAACCGCAGUCACCACGACUGUAGCCCCCACUGUUCUCUCCACCGUGGCCUCCUCCACAACCGCGAUUAACAACCGCGAUAGUUCCAUCAACCACCAACGCGACGACCGACAACUCUACUUGGACCACUCCUCCAAACUCAGUGCCAGGGAACUCGAAGACCUAAAGGGGCCUUUCAGUGAUGAGGAAUUCGAGUCGUUGCAAGCGCUAGUGGCCGAAGCCCAUGCAAACAAAGCCGUUUUCUUGGACCGAUUCUCGUUGGGUCCGUUGCACGGGUCGUCGGACGAUGUGCUGAAUGCAUUCGGGGAGGUCUUGUACUCGUCCUUUGGUCGACUUGCGGCCGACGAGUCGGCCGAGUCUGCAUCACCAGACAACGACCAGCUAUCGAUAGUUCACGUCGCCAAAGCGGCGGCCAUGUGCAUCCGAUCGCCGUCGUCGUCCACCCUGCGCGCCCUCGUGGCCAUCUUUAGCCCAUCCCUCGAACUGUCACCGACGCAACUCCACCAGCUCUUUAUGGCAUGUUUUCUCAUGGCUGAAGAUACAAACCCUUCGUCGCGUCCUAUGGGUUCGAAGGACGUGCAUGAAUACACCCCCGUCGCCGCCGCCAUGGCGGACGCCUUUCAGCUGCACUCGUCGCACAUCACGCCAUCCACGUUGGCCGCAUGGGCCCCUACGCAUGCCCCCCUUCUGCACACGGUGUUUGCUUCGUGGAUGAGUUUCAAGUGUCUUGGACCUCGCUCCAAGGUGUCGUACGUUGCGCCACGUUUAUCCCACCCGUCAGAUAUUAUGACCCGGGGAGAAGAGCUGGCGCUGUCGUUGCAAUCUGUGCAGCUUCAACAGAAUUGGGAUCGAUUGUACACAAGUACUGAGGAUGGUCUGAGCUUCAAUCGACUUGCGUAUCACCUGCUGGGGUACUCUGGCCCCACGCUACUCGUGAUCACGGAUUCGAACGGAGCAACGUUUGGCGCGUACGCAGAUACACCGUGGAAAGAAAGCACCAAGUUCUUUGGGGGCCCGGGGUGUUUUCUAUUUCGAACGAGUCCAACGUUUCUCCUCUGCCCAGCUACGACUGGAGCCGCGUCCAACUACAUGUACUACAACACCAAGGGCGUGGUGCUGCCGCGGGGACUCGGCUUUGGCGGCACCACGUCCAAGUGCCGCCUCUUCCUGGACGACGAGCUGGACAACUGCACGUCGGCGCUCAAAUGCGCGUCGUACGAGCCGGGCGCGGUGGCCAUGAAGGGGUCGUUCCAUAUUGAAACGCUCGAGGUGUGGGGAUGUGGGGGCGACGCGUGCAUGGCCGCGCAAAAGGGGUACCGCGCCGACACGGCCGAGCUCAUCAAUCGGGCGCGCAAGGUGGACAAAGCGCAGUUUGUGGGCAAUGCGUUUGAUCGAGAAAUGUUCCUUGGUAAAACGUUUGGCAGCGGCGCCGACGCCGCGCGAGUGGCAGACGACGAACAUUGA